AUGGAUCUCUAUCUACCUUUCAUCGGCGGUGACAAGGACGGCGACUGCGGUCCACAGAAGCCUAUGGUCGAGCUGCAGUGGUACCACGUCGCCAUCGCCUCUGUCCUCAUUCUCGUCAACGGUGCGCUUUCGUUUGCUUUGGGACUUGGACUUGAGAAGCGGUUGUUCAUCAGCGCUACUCGUUGUGUUGUCCAAUUGACUAUCAUGGGUACGGUGCUGCAAACCAUCUUUGAUGCCAAGAACCCAGUCUUUGUGCUUCUCAUGGCCUUGUUGUUGAUUACAUUGGGAACCAACGAGGCGGUGUUCAAUGUUAGCAAGCGUCGGCACAUCUACAUGUUCCCGUCGGUGUUGGUGUCGAUGGGAUGCAGUUGUUUGAUUAUCGGAACCUUUGGAACGAGACUGGCGAUGGGGGUCGAUCCGUUGCACUCGCCCAAGGAGUUCAUCCCUGCGCUUGGAAUGCUGCUCGGCAACACGAUGACCGCGAUUUCGUUGGGCCUGGACCAGUGCCUUAGUCAAUUGAGCGAGAACAAAGAAAGAAUCGAGUUGUACCUGUCAAUGGGUGCUACUCGCUGGGAGGCCUGUCGUCCCGUUGCGAUUGAGGCCAUGCGACGCGCCAUGCUCCCCACCAUCAACCAAAUGAGCAUUAUUGGAUUGAUUUCGAUUCCGGGAAUGAUGACGGGUCAGCUUAUCGCAGGAGCAUCGGUCAUGAAUGCGGCCAAGUCCCAGAUCAUUAUCAUGUUCCUCAUCUCAGGCGCUGCUGCCUUUGGCACACUUUCGUCCGUCUUGAUCUGCUUGAGGGUAUGCUUCGACUCAUCAGACAGACUGCGCCCAGAGAGAAUCAUCAAGACCCAAUCCAUCAUUCCCAAAUCCGUACGCGAUUUUGGACAGCGAGCAUCAACGACUCUGAGUAACGUGCUCUGUUGCUGCUGCCCUGGUUCUCGAAGCAACAAGGGCACCCCUUCGCAGUCUCCUUCACAGACCCCUCCCGCUUCGCCUCCUCGAUCGCAGACGCAGUCGCCGUCGCAUGAAGCUCGUCGUGCUAAUGGCAGUGGAGCCCAGAAGCAAAAUAAGCAGGGUGAGAAUGGAGGAGAGGCUGAGCCUACCGAGACGACUCCUCUUGUACGCUCUCGCUAG
Molecule: messenger RNA, 1134 nt
Organism: Linnemannia hyalina
Lineage: Eukaryota; Fungi; Mortierellomycota; Mortierellomycetes; Mortierellales; Mortierellaceae
Source: the annotation of a GenBank genome assembly